AACAGUUCAUUUGCAAAAACAGAUAACUCAAAAAUAAUGUAACACUCAUGCAAUUGUAAUGAUAUUUUUCCAGAAAGUGCCAACUUUAUGUGCAAACUUAAAAAAAAAUAAUCAAGUGCACUUUUCUCUACUUUUUGGGUCCACUUUGUGAUUGAGGAAAGCGCAAUGCCACGUUUGCCACUGUUGGUGUAAAUGACACUCAACACAACAGUGUGACCUUCAGCGCGUGAGAAACUCGAGACCCGCUUUACGUUUUGACCCUUUCGGCUUGCCAUACUGGCUGAACGCCUAGUACUGCAUGCAAACCAAUGAAAAUGCAGGAACAUGUCUGUUUUCCCCUCUAAAGUGUGUGCCAUCUUUCCGUUCCGUGCAUGCAUCUCUCUCCUCGAGCAGCUGAUUGUGUUGUGCGUGCAUUAGGAACCGGAUUGCACACAUGCAUGGCCGUCAUCCGGGUUGCAUUCGUGCCGCAGACGCCAGAGAGGGAGAGAGAGCCGCUCACAUCGCGGUAAAUCAAAGGUGAAGCCAGGACAGAGAGGAAAAGGAAUGGCGUCCGCGCUCGGCUCCGGGACUCUAACUAAAGAUGAUGUGAAAUACUGGAUGCAUUUCCGCAUGAUCAACGAGCAGCAGGUGGAGGACAUCACCAUCGACUUCUUCUACAAGCCUCACACCAUCACCCUGCUCACAUGCGCCGUGCUCAGCCUCAUGUACUUCGCGUUUACGCGAGAUGAUGGAAACCCUGACAGUAACCUGUGGGUGGGUCUCAUCCUGGUCAUCUCCUUCUUCUUGAUCAUCAGCGUUCUCGCCUUCCCCAAUGGUCCGUUCACAAGACCCCAUCCAGCAGUGUGGCGUAUAGUGUUCGGAUUGAGUGUGCUGUACUUCCUCUUCCUGGUUUUCAUCAUCUUCCUGAACUGGGAGCAGGUCAAGUCUCUCAUGUUCUGGCUGGAUCCCAAUCUGCGCUACGCCAAACGGGAAGCUGACAUCAUGGAGUAUGCUGUGAACUGUCAUGUGAUCACCUGGGAGCGAAUCCUCAGCCACUUCGACAUCUUCGCCUUCAGUCACUUCUGGGGCUGGGGCAUGAAGGCUCUGCUGAUCCGCAGCUAUGGCCUGUGCUGGACCAUCAGCAUCACCUGGGAGCUGACCGAGCUGUUCUUCAUGCAUCUUCUUCCGAAUUUCGCGGAGUGCUGGUGGGAUCAGGUCAUCCUGGAUAUCCUGCUGUGUAACGGAGGCGGGAUCUGGCUGGGAAUGACCGUCUGCCGCUUCCUGGAGAUGCGCACGUAUCACUGGGCAAGCAUCAAAGACAUCCACAGCACCACGGGGAAGAUCAAGCGCGCCGCUCUACAGUUCACGCCGGCCAGCUGGACAUACGUGCGCUGGCUCGACCCCAAAUCCUCCUUACAGAGAGUGAUGGGAGUCUAUCUGUUCAUGAUCAUCUGGCAGCUGACGGAGCUCAACACGUUCUUCCUGAAGCACAUCUUCGUGUUCCCAGCAUGCCACGCUCUCAGCUGGUGCAGGAUCCUGUUCAUCGGGAUCAUCACGGCUCCUACUGUACGGCAGUAUUACGCCUAUCUGACGGACACUCAGUGCAAGCGGGUCGGGACUCAGUGCUGGGUGUUUGGGGCGAUCGCGUUCCUGGAGGCCUUGGCGUGCAUCAAAUUCGGACAAGACUUGUUUUCCAAGACGCAGGUGUUGUAUGUGUUCCUGUGGCUCUUGUGUUUGGUCUUCACCACGUUCCUGUGUCUGUACGGGAUGGUCUGGUUUGCUGAGAACUACGGGCCCCGACAGAAGAGCUUCUCGGAGUGUGAGGACAGUAACUACACGGAGUCUGGAGACGCUGCGUCUGGAAGCAGAGGGGAGUUUGAGGCGGACAGCACGACUUCCUCUUCCACCAGGAAACGGAGGGACUCGGGAAAUAACAGAAGCAUCAACGGCGUGGAGAAAUAAGGCCGACUUUUGCACAGGUGUUGCUCCUGUUAGCAGAGGGAACAUCAGAUGACUGUGAUGAUGAUGAUGAUGAUGAUGAUGAUGAUGAAGCAAGGCCCUUUUUAAAGGCAAUAAUGUGUGUCUGGUGAUUAGUUAGCGAGCUCACUUCACCUGUUGAACUACAGAGACUAGUUAACCAGGUUAGAUCCCAAGCAGUGCUGGUAUUUUCAGUCGCAUGCGUGACUCGUCUCAGUUCUGGAUUUGAUGUCACCGCUGUAUUUUACUGUAUGCAGCCGAUUUCAGAGUAUGUUAUGCAUAUCAUAAUGUGUUUACAUUUUAAAGUCAACAUGAUAUCAGAAUAUACCUUCAUAAAACACGUUAUUAUUGUGCAUUCUGCUGGUGCAUGUUCUUUCAAAUUAUUUUCUUUAAGUGAUAAAUGUAUAUGUAGAGUUUGGGGUUGUUAGGAAUUUUUAUGUUUUUUUUUUAUGUUUUUGAAAGAAGUCUCUUCUGCUCACAAAGGCUGCAUUUAUUUGAUCAAAAACACAGUUAAAAAUGUGAAAUAGUAUUGAAAUUUAAAAUAACUGUUUUCUAAGUGAAUAUCUGUUAAAGUGUAAUUUAUUUCUGUGAUGCUCCGCUAUAUUUUCAGCAUCAUUUCUCCAGUCUUCAGUGUCACAUGAUCUUCAGAAAUCAUGAAAAUAUGAUGAUUUACUGCUCAAGAAACAUUUCUGAUUAUUGUCAAUGUUGCACACAGUUGUGCUGCACAAUAUUUUUGUGGAAAACGUGAUGCAUUUAUUUGAAAACAGAAAUCAUUUGCAACAUUAUAAAUGUUUUUAAUUGCACUUUUGAUCAAUUUAAUGCAUCCUUGAUGAUGAAAAGCAUUUCUUUCUCACAAAUAAAAUCUUACUGACCCCAAACAUCUGAACGCUAAAGUGCAUCAGAUUCUGGAGAUAAAAUGGUUUGCUUGUCUGAAAGUGUUGAUUCGGACUGACUUCAUCUGUUCAGGAGUUGAAUGUUUCCUGGUUAAGCUGCUUUAAAGGAAUCGUGUUGGAGAUGAAUCUCACUGCACUUUCAUGUUUUCUGGUCUGGUGUUUGUUUCUAGAGCAUCUCUGCUUCUCCAGCUGCUUACUUUUUUCACAACAAAAUUCUAAUAAUAAUGAACUUUUAAUCCCUUACAAUUCUGACUUUUUUUUCUCUCUCUCAUAAUUCCGAGUUUACAUCUUGUAAUUCUGUCUUUUCUUUUUUAGAAUUAAUAGAUGCAUUCAAUUCUGAGAAGAAAAAUAUUAUUGCUAGUUUACAGCAAAUGCAAGGAAAAAGUCAGAAAUAUGAGCCAAAAAAAAAAACGAAUUGCGAUGAAGUCACAAUUGCCUUUAUAUAUAUUUUUUUCCUUGGAGAAAACAAGUUUUUUUUAAAAAAAAAGUGUACAAUUCUGAAUUUUUUUUUAAUCUCAAAUUUCAGCUUUUUUGUCACCGCUUUGAUUUUUUUAAAAUCUCACAUGAAAGAUGUCAAGUUAAAUUUUUAGUUUAAUUGCAUUACAAAAAAUGUACAUUGCAUUUAUUUCAAAAGUUUUAAAUCUUUUAAAUCAAUUUUUUUUCUCGCAAUUCACAUUUAGUUUUCUUCUCACAAUUUUGAUUUGUCUCACAAUUCAGAUUUAGUUUAUUCUCACCUUUCGCUUAUUUUAUCAAAUAUGAGACUUUUUUUUUCUUGCAGUUCGAGUCAUCUCGCAUUUGACUUUUCUUUCAAUUCAGAUUAUUAUUUUUUUUGGUCACAUUUCUGACUUUGUCACAGUUGAAUCUUAUCUCGUAUUUCUUGCAAUUGCGCAGCUCAGAAUGUAUUUGUAGACACAGAAAUAGUUUAUAUACUGUGAGAAAGGCAAAAAUGAAACCAUAAACAUUAAAUUUCGACAAAUUUUAAUGUAUCAUUAUUAUGAAAAAAGUUGUGAGGAAAAACUCAGAACAGUGAGUUUUUUUUAUCAUUUUGUUCCUCGGUGUAAAUAAACUGCAGUUUUUAGUUUUUCAUGUUAGCUAGAAUCAUCACAUUAUUAUGUUCCUGAUCAUCACACUCUUACAGCAGUAUUCAAGCCUUCACAGACUUCUGUGUCCUGUGUUUAACACAGAUAUCGUGUGCCUGCAUGCAUGUGUUAAUGACUCUCACCUGUUCCUUGUUUGUGUGUGUUGUGCAUAAGUGUUUUUCCUGAUAUGAUCACUCCAGAGCGGCGUGGCUGAUGUUAAUCUAGUCUUUUAAUUGCAGUAUCCUGAGACUGAAAUGUUUUGCACUCAACGAUUACUUAGUUCACACAGGAUCUGCUAAGUUUCAGUGUUUUGUUGCUCACACUAACGCAUCUGUUAAGUGUUGGUUGAAACAUCACUAGUUUAGUCCUGUGAAUGAAUUAUGUUCCUCUAUUAAUAAUGUGACGGUCUGCUGAUGAUCCGAGCGUCAUGUGAAGCUUCACAGACUCUUGUAUUGGCAUCUGUGAAACAUUUCAAUGCCUUUUUGUCCUUAUUUUUGCAUUUCACGUAAAUUGUAAAUGAUUCUGCGUCUCUCAAUGAUAUUAAACGACUAGUUUUCUGUGAAGAAUGGCACAGCGUAACUGAACUUUGCAGCUUUUCAAUAUAUGACUUUUGUUUAUGUGUUUGUUUGAUCACCAUUUACAUGCAACUACCUGGGAUGUAAGUGAAUCUUGUGAUUAAAUUUCAUGUUUCUUGUGA
Carassius gibelio (silver crucian carp) is the source of this 4625-nucleotide messenger RNA. RefSeq names its product phosphatidylserine synthase 1a (gene ptdss1a). The transcript has 13 exons. Bases 544 to 1941 code for a protein of 465 amino acids. The record is from RefSeq and is a predicted model, not a curated record. Gene Ontology annotation, molecular function: L-serine-phosphatidylethanolamine phosphatidyltransferase activity. Lineage: Eukaryota; Metazoa; Chordata; Actinopteri; Cypriniformes; Cyprinidae. Gene Ontology annotation, biological process: phosphatidylserine biosynthetic process.